UCCUCUCUUUGUCCCCCUGGGCGGUGGCCUUAGGGACCCUGGCCUAGGCUGCCGACUGUGAAAGCACCUGCCUUGGAGAGGAGCCACCUGCGGAAGCCUCCAUCACAGCCCAGCAAGGAUGACUCCUCCGUGUCCGGCUGGGGACAGCUGACGGCAGGGCCACAGGAUGUACUCCUGUUGCGUCUGCCUCCGUGGUCCCGGGGCUGUUUGGAAGUAGCACACGGAAGUGCCUGUGGAGAGGGAAUCGUGCUUGGCGAACCCAACAGGAGGCCAGGCACAGGCUGCGCUCUGCAGGGGCAUGGAGAGGAAGAGCUCCGAGUGCCAGGAGCCCCCGAAGAAGCGGGGCCUGUCCUUUUCCAUCGAGGCCAUCCUCAAGUGGCCCGCGGAGAGGAGCGGUGUGGCCAGGCCGGAAGGCGCAGGUGGAGAGGGCCCUGAGCAGGCAGCAGCCGCAGACUCCAGGCUGGUGCAGCCCCCACAGGAGCAGCCCCAGGAAGGGAGGAAGAGCAAGCGCAGGGUGCGGACCGUGUUCACCACGGAGCAGCUGCAGGAGCUGGAGAAGAUCUUCCACUUCACCCACUACCCCGACGUGCACGUCCGCAGCCAGCUGGCCGCGAGGAUCAACCUCCCCGAGGCUCGGGUGCAGAUCUGGUUCCAGAAUCAGCGAGCCAAGUGGCGGAAGCAGAAGGUCGGCGGCCUGGGCGGGCCACAGCCCCUGAGCGAGGCUGUGACAGAGCUGCGCCCCUGCCCUGUACCUCCUUACACCGGCACACCCGACGUGGGGCAGCGUCUGUGCUUCUUCAACCUAGGGACCCGACACACUCUCGCCAGUCAGGCCACGCUCCUCGCGGGAGGGAGUGGAAGGCACGUGGCAGAUGGACCCGGGGGGACAUGGACCUCAUCAUCCAAAGACAGCCCACAGCCCAGGAAUCUCCACGAGCGUGCCCGCUGCCAAACCACCGUGGACCCAGCAGCAAGGCACACAGCAAAAGACAGCUCAGGUCUCCAGCCAGAGUGGCUCCCUGGCUCCGAAGGCAGAUGGGCUGAGACCUCAGGAUGAGCCCUGGACUGCGGAGGUGGCCGCCGUGCACCCGGGAUUCCUCUAACUUGCUGUGUGAUCUCCUGCUGGUCACUCACCCCCUCUGGACCUCAUCUGUAACACAAGGGGCAGCUGGACAAGGUGACUCCUGCGGACUCUUCUGACCCCCACUUUGAUAGAAACGUGGAGACACAGGACACGCCUUGUGCGUUCAUUCAUGACACACGCAUUGAGCACCUGCCACGUGCCGUGUCACAGAGCUGGACCUCAGAUGCACAACUCAGGUUCCAUCCAGGUGCUGCUGCCCUGCCCGGCAAGCAAGACCCUUGCUCACGUGACCUGCAGCGGCCCGGG
Oryctolagus cuniculus (rabbit) is the source of this 1390-nucleotide messenger RNA. Lineage: Eukaryota; Metazoa; Chordata; Mammalia; Lagomorpha; Leporidae. The record is from RefSeq and is a predicted model, not a curated record.